Dendronephthya gigantea is the source of this 1221-nucleotide messenger RNA. RefSeq names its product methylmalonic aciduria and homocystinuria type D homolog, mitochondrial-like. Lineage: Eukaryota; Metazoa; Cnidaria; Anthozoa; Malacalcyonacea; Nephtheidae. Gene Ontology annotation, cellular component: mitochondrion. Gene Ontology annotation, biological process: cobalamin metabolic process. The record is from RefSeq and is a predicted model, not a curated record. The transcript is spliced from 6 exons. The coding region runs from base 112 to 993 and encodes 293 amino acids.
UGGCGGACGGAAAAGUAAAAAAACGUUAUUAUCUUGAAUGAUUGAAUCUGAAGUUAUUAUAAACGCAUAGAUUAAAUUUCGCUUUGUGUGGAGAGAAAAUAACAGACCAUUAUGGCAGCUAACAUUUUAAAGCAAACCAGAGCUGUUGGCUAUUUUCCAACCAUGAGAUCUGUUGUGAGUCAUUUAAGAUGUCCUUUAAUGUCUGGUAUAGCUACAGCAAGCAAUGUCAACCAAUCACCACAUUAUGUGACUAACCAAGAUCUUGGACCCUUCGCUACCAAAGAUCCACGGUUUCCCCUACCAGGAAAUAUGAAUUACGAUGUUAAGAUGCAUAGUGAAACAUUUCAAACACCUGAAAAUCAGCAGAGUUUAGCUUCAGUAUUUCUAGAUGUUGAAACAAAUGAAAUGAAAAAACGUCAUGUAUUUGCACAGUUUAUAAAUAACACUGAAAUUGAUGAUAAAAAGAAAGCACAAGAAAUAAAAAAUUGUAAUUCAAAAGAAAUGUUUGAAAAUGCUAAGGGGAAAGUUGAAUGUUCAGUUCAGAAAUGUACUGCAUCACUUCAGAGGAGCUUCUCAGAUCUUUUUCCAGACAGGAAUUUCAAGACAGGCGAGAUGACGGUGGUCAGUAUAUGUCAACAUACCAAAAAUGACAUGACCGUUUGGUCACAAGAUGUUGAUGAAGAAAGAGAAGAACUAUUAAAAAACUUUAUAGAAUCCGCUUCAGAGAUAUGUGACUUACUGAAAAGUAAAGGAUAUUGGGCAGACUUUAUUGAUCCGUCCUCAGGAAAUGCGUAUUUUGGACCCUACUCAAACUCGACGUUCUUUGAAACAGACGAACGAUACAAUCAACUUGGAUAUCGUGUCUUAGAUCUUGGAUGUUGUAAAGCAUUGAGUCAUCAUGUCUGGGGAACAUACAUUUAUGUUGGAAGCAUAUUUACCAAUGCUCCGGCAGAUUCUUUAUCCCUUCACACCGUUCUCUCUACAAAAGAUUAAAUACCAAAUCUUAAUGUAUUUAGAAACAAAAUAGUAUCUUUCCAAUUUCUAUAUUUAAGUUGUGUCUGAUAUAUCCGCAUUGAAUUAUGCGACUUCUUGUUUAAUAUUUCUUGAAAACAUCUUGCGAGCUUAUAAACUGUGGUUAUUGUAAUGUUAUUCAUGACAUGAAAACCCGCAUUUAGACAUUAUCAAUGUCUGAAGGAAAAACUCGCGGAUAAACUCAUUUUA